AUGCCAGUAAUUAUGGGAAUUGGUUCUCUAGAAGAGAGGGAUAGCAAUGACGAACCAUCGCCAUCCUCAAACGCACUCAGUCGCCGUAUUCGUCCACCACCAAUAAACACAAGUAGCUUAGAGGAUGGCAGAAUUCCCUUGGGAGGUCAAAAAAUCCAACGAAAAGAGUCGAAAGGUGGACUUCGAGGGAUAUUCUCUCGCAAUAAAUCCGAAAAGAAUGUGGUAUCACCAGUUGCUGAAGAAAAUAAACCGGCCUCAGCAUUCACGUCUCCAACGCCGCUCUCACCAAAGCCAACGAGUCCCAUAACAAGUCCUGUGGGAGAUGGUUUCUUUCGAAAGUUUGGUACCAGCAAUGCAACUGAUUUGUUAUCCCCAACCACGCCCGCUACACCAGUAAGAGCAACCAGAACUCCAUCGCGCCUAAACCUCAGAUCCAAGGCAAUCAAGGACAGCAAAACAACCGUCAAUCCUGUACCAAAAACAAGCUCAAAACCCUCAGUAUUCGAUCCACCACCGUUAUUCCAAAGUUAUCCUCAAUCUGUGAAAUAUGCUCGUCUUUCCGCCUCAACUUUAUCAGCCGAUGCAAUCAUCCGCAUGUCCAAUCACAAAAGGAAUAUCAAUCUUCGGGAUGAAAUAGCACAGAAGACCGAGACCGGGCCAGACCAAGAAAAGAACGAGAAGACAACCAAACAUAGGAGACAAAAAUCGGGUUCAAUAUCGAAAGGUGAAUGGACUCAAAAGAUUUUCGUAUUAGUAACCUCGGGUUACCUUCUACAAUACUCGGGCGAGGGAAAUUUUGAUCGACUUCCCGAAAAGAUGGUUCAAUUAGGCAAGGAGUCCGUAGCUUUUGCAUCGGAUGUUAUUCCGGGAAAACACUGGGUAUUACAAGUAUCUCAAUCAAUGGGUGCAGAUGGAGUUCCAACUUCAGAUUCUAGGUCUUUAUUAUCAAGACUUGCAUUUAGAAGUGCAGAUUAUAGGAGAAACGCUACUAGUCUUUUGCUUGUCUUGGACAGCGCCGAAGAAAUGGAUUCUUGGAUUGCUGUAUUAAGGAAAGAAAUUGAAUCUCUUGGAGGUAAAAAACAGAUCACAGAAAUCGGAACUGUGAAAAUAGAAGAGAAAACACUAGAGUUGAAAAGUCAACCAAGUCAUCGAUACCUUGUCCAAAGAAGAGGCUCAGACCAAGUGUCAAAUCCUUGCUCACCACUGGAAAUUCCUCAUGGGCGUCGUCCUUCCUGGCAGCAGCCAGAAGGGCAAAAUAUUGAAGAAUCAGCUUUACCUUGGCCAAGUCCUUAUGAACGCCGUACAUCUUGGCAGAAGCCAGAAGGACCGAAUAUUGAGGAAGUUUCCCCAUCUGGAUUCCUUCCACCUUGGUCACUAAACGAAGCACAAAAUGAAGCCGCUGCUAGACCACUAACAGAAUGCGGAUCGAUGACAAAUAGUGCUAGUUCAUACGAUCAGAAUUUAGAGAGCUUACGGGAUAGUAUCAAUAGAUUAUCUUAUUCCUCAUCCGAUCAACGAACUCGCGUCUCAUCUCCAGCAACUUCGCCAGCUCGAGAUAGUACAUCUACCAUGGAAGAUUUACCACCUUUAUCUUUGGAGACAGUACGAGCAAGGCCAAAUGCUGCAGAGAUUGUUGAACGUAGAAGAUCCUUACAAGCACUUCAAGGCACACGGGAUUCGAUGCCUCUGGCAUCAUCAUCUCACCUCCAAACGCCUCAACAAGCUUUGCGACACCCAAAUAAAGGUGUACCUUCCCGACCCAUGAGAAGUCCAUCACCUGCAACUCCAAAUUUCAGUGUACCUGUUUCUUCAAGCAAAAGAUUUUCAACGAGGGGUCCAGUUCCUGAAAGAAGACUCUCCAUUCCUGCACUAAAUACAACAAUAGAAAUUCAGAAGAGAAGUAAAAAGGGACCUCCAACGGCACUUUCUGUGGCUCGACCUUUAUCUCCCGUAAUGGAUACAGCAUCACCGAAACGAAUUCCAAUACCUGUUACCUCUAUGGAGAUUCCACAUCGGCCCGUUCUUCGAGUUGAAUCACCAACGGGUGUUAGUCGAUCCCAAUCCCCGGGAAAGUUUCCUAUCAGAAAGCGGCCAAGCAAAGAAUUAAGAAACACUCGCCGUGUCUCAAGUUUCAUGCCAUCAGAUAAUGCACUACAAGCCCGAAACACAGUUUUACGUCGUCAUUCUAGCAUGCAGGUAGAUCGUGAAAUUACAUCCCCUAUCGAAUCCAAUGGAUCAAGUGCAUUCGCAUUUCCCGAAACACUUUCUCCAAAAAUGCCUCGUGAUGAGACAUGCGAAAAUAUCCAAGAAAAUGAUUGGGGUUCUUUGCCAACACUUCAAGAAUCUACACUUCAAGCCCCACCAUUGCCGACACUUCCUGAGAAUCCCAUUAAACAAAGUUCACUCUGUCGCCCAAGAAGUAUGCUCGCCUCAGGCAACCAAUCACCCAUCAUUGAAGAUCUAUCCAGUCCCCGACGUCGCAAGCGGCAUUCUUCAACUAUCGCACCUAUAACUCUAUCUCCUACCCUGAGUUCUAAAGCAAGUUAUCACUCUGAUUUGGGUCCACCAAGAGUUCGGCCAAGAAAAGCUGUUUCCAACAGAAGAAGCCUCCCGGCUCUUAUGCAUGGUGCUCCUCCGGCUCCACCCCCAGACUGUGCUUUACCUCCUUUACCACCUGGAAGUGCUCUGACUACUGGUGGGAGGAGUCCUGGUGCUUCUUUUGUGAAUUCGAGAAGGGAAAUUAAAGUUCGGGUUUGA
Molecule: messenger RNA, 2757 nt
Organism: Sclerotinia borealis F-4128
Lineage: Eukaryota; Fungi; Ascomycota; Leotiomycetes; Helotiales; Sclerotiniaceae
Source: the annotation of a GenBank genome assembly